Molecule: messenger RNA, 384 nt
Organism: Verticillium alfalfae VaMs.102
Lineage: Eukaryota; Fungi; Ascomycota; Sordariomycetes; Glomerellales; Plectosphaerellaceae
Product: cytochrome b-c1 complex subunit 7
Exons: 3
Coding region: 1-384 (127 amino acids)
Biological process (GO): mitochondrial electron transport, ubiquinol to cytochrome c
Source: RefSeq, a predicted model, not a curated record
AUGGCCGAUCUGUUCGUCAAGCGCGUGGCCGAGGGCAUCCAGAGGUCGCCUUCCCUCCUCAGCUUCCUGCGCCCCCUCGCCAACUGGUACUCCAACACGUCUGGCUACCGCCAGGGGGGCCUGAGGUACGAUGAUCUUUUCGAGGAGGAGCGCGAGGAGGUCGGCAAGGCUCUGAAGCGCCUGUCGCCCAAAGAGAGCUACGACCGCAUCUACCGCAUCCGCCGCGCUGUUCAGUGCAGCUACCAGCACAAGCUCCUGCCCAAGUCCGAAUGGACCAAGCCCGAGGAGGAUGUCCCUUACCUCCGCCCCCUGAUCGAGCAGGUGCAGGUUGAGAUGGCUGAGCAGAAGGCUCUGGACUCGCUCGAGGUCGUCAAGAAGCACUAA